CACGCUGUCCGUUGUCGAUGAGAGAUUGCAUGCGUCGCUCCUUCCUCUCUUCAUCCGGGACAAGCUUUUAUGGCAAAGAGCGGUCGUCGUCUUUCUCUUGAGCGUCCCCCUAUUACUCUUUGAAAAUUCCGCCUCAAAAGAGAAGACGCUUUACCAAAUCUUUUGGGCCGUUAUCUCGCGGCAAAAUUUCUGUUUGGGUGUAUAACAGUUAUACAGAAGGUCCGGGAGUAGCACUCUACAGAGAACAGUUCGACUUCAACGCCGAGCCUCCUUGGGACCCCAGCUGAUAGUGGUGGUGUUCCAUCUCCCAACUUGUCCAUGGAUAAACAUGUUUUCGCAAAGAAGUAGGGUGGCACUGCCAAAUCAAGAGCCCGCCUGGAUGACGAAGUGCAGAGAGGUUUGUUGCAUAUUUUAAAACCCCGAUAUUGAAGGCUCGGUGAGGACCUUCACUUGGUGUUUGGUUUAGGAGCGUUGGCUUGUGGAUCACCCAAUGAUGAAAGGAUUUGUUGGACUUGAAGAAACCUACCCCUUUGACCUUCUGGAAGAAAAAACCACACUUAAUGAUGUUAUUGACAACCAUAUUCGUGACCAUACACUUGAGCAGACAGAAAGGAAUGCUUUUUUUGUUGCUGAUCUUGGGAAUGUUAUGAAGAAGAACAUUCGAUGGCAGAACGUGAUGACGCAUGUGAAACCAUUUUACUCUGUCAAGUGUAACAGCAGUCAAUCUGUAAUUGAAGUUCUGGCAGCUCUUGGAACUGGUUUUGCCUGCGCAAAUAAGAAUGAAAUAACACUUGUGCAAAGCUUGGGUGUUACAUCUGACAAUAUUAUCUACAUAAACCCAUGCAAGCAGAUUUCCCAGAUUAAGUAUGCCGCCAAAAAGGGAAUAAAUAUCAUGAGUUGCGAUAACGAGGCUGAACUUCUGAAAAUUGCACGUAACCAUCCCAGUGCCAAGCUCUUGGUAGACAUUGCAACUGCUGAUUCAAAUGAAGAAAAUGUGAUUGGUAUGAAGUUUGGAGCUACGUUGAAGAACUGCAGGCAGCUUUUGGAAACUGCCAAAGAACUAGGGAUUCAGGUGAUUGGUGUAAGGUUUUAUGUUUCAAGUUCAAACAGCAAUAUAGAGACUUAUCUGCAUGCAUUAGCUGAUGCUCGAUGUGUCUUUGAUAUGGCUAAAGAGCUUGGUUUUGACAUGAAUCUGCUGGACAUUGGAGGUGGGUUUUCUGGAACAGAUGGUGAAUUGCAGCUUGAAAAGCUUUUUGAUGCCAUUACUCCACUCCUUGAGAUUUACUUUCCCUCCGAAAAUGGUAUUAAAAUUAUUGCUGAACCCGGUAGCUACUAUGUGAAUUCGGCAUUCACUCUAGCAGUUAACAUAGUAGCCAAGAAGGCCCUUGCAAGAGAUUCACAGGAUGAGUCAGAAGUUUCGUCCAUGAAUGAUGAACCAUUCUUCAUGUAUUACAUCAGUGAUGGUGUUUAUGGAUCUUUUGUUAACAAUCUGUACGGAACUGUGAAUGCUAUUCCAAUUCUUCACAAGAAACCUAUUUCAGGAGAGCCAGUAUUUGCCAGUAGCCUGUGGGGACCAUCCUGUGAUGGGCUUGAUCAGGUUGUGGAGCAUUGUCUUCUACCAGAAUUAAGUGUCGGUGAUUGGGUCAUCUUUGAAAACAUGGGAGCAUAUACAUUAAAGCAGUCUACUUUUAAUGAGUUCCAGAAGUUGCCCAUUUACUGUGUGAUGUCAACAAGCGAUUGGUGUUGGAUGCAGGAAGUUGGUUUAACCUUGGAAACAUCUGUGAAGAACUCGUGUGUGCCUUCUUGUUUUCAGUUCAGCCGGGAUGGUGGUUUUCCAGCUACUAGUUUGUCUGGCAUCAGUGUUUAAGUUAUGGAAUUGCAGUUCUGUUCAGUCGCAUGUCUGGUUGACAUUCCAACAUGGAAGGAAACCAGUGGAACAAGCCUGCUUUCUUAAUUUUUGUUAAAAUUUUAACUUGAACACUUGAAAUAGUUAAUCGGGACCAGGCAGAAAUCGGCUAGAAUAACUACAAGUGGUCAUGUGGAAAAAAUUAACAUUUUAACCAUCUGAAAUGAAGCCUGUGAGUUGAUGUAACUUUUUACUUUCUCCCCCCCCCCCUCCCUCUCCCUCCCCCCACAAACCAACAAUAAAAUAUGCAACAAAAUGGAUGACUUGGAAGAGGUGGAAACCUUUCACAGGGUUCCCUGCUUAAACAGUUUACAUAUACACAUUUUUUAUACAGAUAUUCUUGUUAUAGAUGUCUUGAGGUUUUCAUUUACCCAUUUUAACAGAAUAACCUGAAAGAUUUGAUGUGUAAAAUGUUUAGGAUGUGUAAAAUAUGUGCUUCAUUCUGUAGUUUAAUAAAUGUAAAAUUGCAGCAAACUUUA
This is a messenger RNA of Leucoraja erinaceus (little skate), 2385 nucleotides long. It is a transcript of the gene azin1b, whose product is annotated as antizyme inhibitor 1b. The record is from RefSeq and is a predicted model, not a curated record. The coding region runs from base 491 to 1867 and encodes 458 amino acids. NCBI's taxonomy places the organism in Eukaryota, Metazoa, Chordata, Chondrichthyes, Rajiformes, Rajidae. The transcript is spliced from 13 exons. Gene Ontology annotation, biological process: negative regulation of protein catabolic process; positive regulation of polyamine transmembrane transport. Gene Ontology annotation, cellular component: cytoplasm. Gene Ontology annotation, molecular function: ornithine decarboxylase activity; ornithine decarboxylase activator activity.